GUUAUAAAAGCAUGAGAGGGCUCAGGGCUCCUGAGAGGGAAAACUGCUGCCUUGGAUUUACAGUGAGGGACAAAAAAAUGGAUUGCAAAGGCAUUACCGAGCUCACCAUGCCUGCUCAGCCACCUGUUUAUAGCUUCAUGCCCAAAGUGAGCACAACCCAACAGAGAAUCAUCCUUGCCUCAGUGGUGGUGAUUCUCCUGGGCUUCUUCAUAGUUGCCAGCGCUUUGGUGGGAGUUUACCUGACCCAAAACCACACAGAAAAGGUCCUUGACAUGGUCAUCCAGGGAAACAAGGGGGAAGAGGAAGAGCAGACGGCCAUGGUAAAUGAACGGGAGAACGUGGCCGCUUUCCACGUCAGAAAAAAGAAAUCCACAACCAUAGUUGUGUACAACUAUAACCAUGGUCUAAUAGGUCUCAGAAUCACCAACAGUAAAAAAUGUUUUGUGAUGAAGAUGGAUAAACUCAACAUACCAAGCUUGGAUGAAAUUUCCAGAGAUCUCCCAAAUUUUAACGCCAAACAGGUCUCUGGAGACAAAAUGUCUUACAGCUUCACAGAGGCGGAACCGGCUGACCGCACUACACUGGGAACAACUCUGAAUAUUCUCUGCAGCGACAUCCCCAUCUACUGGGCUCUGCCUCGCAAGAUCCAAGGAAACUGCAGUAGUUCUGUCCUCUUGGCUCCCCAUUGUGAUUCUUUAGCUCUUUGUUUCUGCUUUUGAUCUGAAAUCUCAAGUUAUUGUGUGAAUUAUGCCUACUCGUCAGCACAGACCGCAGAGUCUUGGAUGAGGCAAGCAUCAGAAUAAAAACAAUUUUUAUAACUUUUUG
This is a messenger RNA of Dermochelys coriacea (leatherback sea turtle), 825 nucleotides long. RefSeq names its product pulmonary surfactant-associated protein C-like. Lineage: Eukaryota; Metazoa; Chordata; Testudines; Dermochelyidae. Bases 12 to 719 code for a protein of 235 amino acids. The record is from RefSeq and is a predicted model, not a curated record. Gene Ontology annotation, biological process: respiratory gaseous exchange by respiratory system. Gene Ontology annotation, cellular component: alveolar lamellar body; extracellular region. The transcript has 6 exons.